UCUGUAGCAUUGUCAAAUUAGAAACAAUGGAAUAUUGGGUGUCUUUGGUAGUGUGUCUCAGGGCUACUACUAUAUAUUUUAGGUUCUAUGAUGCUAAUUUCCAGAAAUUCAGACUGCAAAAAAUGUUGAAAGGAGAUAUUUUAUACUCAAACUAUUUCUAGCAGCCUCCAGAAACCAGAACUUAACCUGAACAAGGCAAACUAUGAAUGUAAAACUCUGUUCCUGCCUUUUGGUACUCUUCCUGGCCAAUAUUGUAUGGACUCGAAAUAUCAGACCAAUAUAUGACCAGACCUCCUUAUAUGAUUGGUCAUUCUACAGCUUUGAGUGUCCACAACCAUGUUUCUGUCCACCUGGCUUCCCAAGUGCUUUAUACUGUGAUAGUAGGGAACUUAAAGAAAUACCCAUCAUCCCAGCAAGAAUUUGGUAUCUUUAUCUUCAAAACAACCUCUUUGAAACAAUUAAAGGGGAAUCCUUUGCAAAUGCCACUCAACUAAAAUGGAUAAAUCUGAACAACAACAAACUCACUAGCAACGGAAUUGAAAAGGGUGUAUUUGCCAGCUUGAAGAGUCUCCUUUACUUAUUUCUUGAAGACAAUGAGCUAGAAGAGGUGCCAGCUCCAUUGCCAGCAAGUUUGGAGCAGCUACGUUUGGCACGAAACAAAAUCACCACAAUCCCAGGAGAAGUCUUCAGCAAUCUGGAAAAUCUCACUAUGCUAGAUCUGCAUCACAACAAACUUUUGGACAGUACCCUUUCAGAUGUUACCUUUCAAGGAUUACACAAUCUCAUACAACUCAAUAUUGCUCAAAACUCACUCACUAGAAUGCCACCAAUCCUACCAGCUAAUGUAAUGCAGCUGUUUUUGGAUAAUAACUCUAUUGAAGCAAUACCGGAGAACUAUUUUAAUGCAAUGCUCAAACUGCUUUUCCUUCGGCUGAAUAACAAUAAAUUAACUGAUGAAGGUCUACCAGCUAAAAUCUUUAAUAUUUCAUCUCUUCUUGACCUACAGCUAUCUAACAAUGAACUCACCAAAAUCCCAGCUAUUGGAAUUCACCUUGAGCAUCUUCAUCUUGAUAACAACAGAAUCAACAGUAUUAAUGGUACUCAAAUAUGUCCAAUUCCUAUUCCUGGAGAUCAUGUCUAUGAUAUGGAUCUGCCACGCCUCCGCUAUCUCCGCUUGGAUGGCAAUGAAAUUAAACCUCCAAUUCCAUUUGACCUCAUGCUGUGCUUUCGCCUCCUUCAGGCCAUUGUUAUUUAAAGAUAGUUGUGACACAGUUGUUUUGUCACAGUUUAAAGAGCAAGUUUUGCUGGCAUGAAACUUGUUAGACCUUCCCUAUGUUUGGGAUUUUCAUUUGAUAUUAUUUUCCAUGGAACCAUU
Messenger RNA from Heteronotia binoei (common prickly gecko), 1375 nucleotides. RefSeq names its product keratocan (gene KERA). Lineage: Eukaryota; Metazoa; Chordata; Lepidosauria; Squamata; Gekkonidae. The record is from RefSeq and is a predicted model, not a curated record. The transcript has 3 exons. Bases 203 to 1255 code for a protein of 350 amino acids. Gene Ontology annotation, molecular function: protein binding.